CACUUUUAAAACAGUCUUAAGAAGGUUUCAAUCGUGAACAGCGUAUUACUUUAUUGGCUAAUUUUCCAGUAAUUUUUUAUUUUUAUUAUAAAUACUAUGGGUGCUGGGAAGCUAUCUUUGCAGAAUAUCAAUCCGAAGUUGUUCUUAAAGAGUGACAAAAGGUGUGAGACAGCUGACGACUGGGACGAGAACGUCGUCGAUGAUUUCGACGAGAGGGAAGUCUUUGAUUUGAUAAGGAAUAUUAAUGAUCCAGAACACCCUUUGACUCUAGAAGAGCUCAAUGUUGUCGACAUAAACAAUAUAGAGGUGGACAAUGAAAGCAACAAGAUAAAUGUUAGGUUUACACCGACGAUCCCUCAUUGCAGUAUGGCAACACUCAUCGGACUUACGAUCAAAGUCCAGCUGAUUCGAUCACUCCCAGCAAGGUUCAAAGUAAGUGUGAAAAUCACUCCAGGCACUCAUUCGACAGAAGAUGCUAUCAAUAAACAACUCGCAGACAAGGAACGAGUAUCCGCAGCCAUUGAGAACAGUACACUGGUUGACACUAUAAACCAGUGUUUGGCCACAAUAGAAAAGUAUUAUAAUUAACAACUUCCUCUGCUGUUGUCUUUUAAAGCCUUUCUUUAUUGUUAAGCUAUACAUAUAAUAUAUUCUUUGUUAUUGCA
Cimex lectularius (bed bug) is the source of this 665-nucleotide messenger RNA. It is a transcript of the gene galla-2, whose product is annotated as MIP18 family protein galla-2. Gene Ontology annotation, biological process: iron-sulfur cluster assembly. The record is from RefSeq and is a predicted model, not a curated record. NCBI's taxonomy places the organism in Eukaryota, Metazoa, Arthropoda, Insecta, Hemiptera, Cimicidae. Gene Ontology annotation, cellular component: cytosolic [4Fe-4S] assembly targeting complex. The transcript has 3 exons. Bases 97 to 588 code for a protein of 163 amino acids.